Messenger RNA from Oncorhynchus keta (chum salmon), 2911 nucleotides. RefSeq names its product ELOVL fatty acid elongase 8a (gene elovl8a). The transcript has 8 exons. Gene Ontology annotation, cellular component: endoplasmic reticulum membrane. The record is from RefSeq and is a predicted model, not a curated record. The coding region runs from base 1923 to 2780 and encodes 285 amino acids. Gene Ontology annotation, molecular function: fatty acid elongase activity. Gene Ontology annotation, biological process: sphingolipid biosynthetic process; very long-chain fatty acid biosynthetic process; fatty acid elongation, polyunsaturated fatty acid. NCBI's taxonomy places the organism in Eukaryota, Metazoa, Chordata, Actinopteri, Salmoniformes, Salmonidae.
CCUCAGGGCGAGUGCGAGGAGCAGGAACAGGGCGUACUGGACCCUGGAGGCGCACUGGAGGCCUGGUGCGUGGUGCCGGCACUGGUGGUACUGGGCUGGUGACACGCAACUCAGGGCGAUUGCAGGGAGCAGGCACAGGAUGUACUGGACUAUGAAGGCGCACUGGAGGUCUGGAGUGUAGAGCUGACACAACCAGUCCUGGCUGGAUGUUUAUUUUCGGGCGCUGGCACAGGACGCACUCGGCUGUGCAGACUCACCGGAGACACAGUGCGCAGAGCCGGCCCACGGGGGUAUACUGGAGACCAGGAGCACUGUGUCGGCACUUUCCUUCUUGGCUGGAUGCCCAUUCUAGCCCGGCCAAUGUGAAGAGCUGGAAUAGAGCGCGCCGGGCUAUGAAUGCGAACUGGAGACACCAUGCGCAUCUCUGCAUAACACAAGGAGUUGGCUCAGGUCUCCAACCUGACUUAGGCAAUCUCCUCGUGUGCCCCCCCCAAAAAAUUAUUGGGGCUGCCUCUCAGGCUUCCGUGCUAGCCGUGUACCCUCAUAUCGUUGCCGUUCCUCCAUUCUCCGGUAUUUCUCCUCGCAGUAUCACCGUUCCGCUUUCGCUUCCUCUAUCUCCUCCUUAGGACGGCGAUACUCCCCCGGAUGCGUCCAGGGUCCUGCUCCAUCUAGUAUCUCCUCCCAUGUCCAUUACCCCAAUAAACUCUGCUCCUCCUUUUCACGCUGCUUGGUCCUUAUUUGGUGGGUUCUUCUGUCAUGGUCGUCAUAUGGAGGAGACCAAGGCGCAGCGUGGUAAGCGUACAUACUUCUUUAUUAAAGAAAAAACACUGAACAAACUAUACAAAACAACAAAAUGAACCGUGAAGCUAAUAUGAGAAGUGCAGAACAGGCAACUAAACAUAGAAUAAGAACCCACAAACUACCCAAGGAAUAUGGCUACCUAAAUAUGGUCCCCAAUCAGAGACAACGAUAAACAGCUGCCUCUGAUUGGGAAUCAAUUCAGGCCACCAAAGACAUACAUAAACCUUACAAAAACCUCUAGACAUACAAAAUCCCCUAGACAAUACAAAAACUAACAAACCACCCUCGUCACACCCUGACCUAACCAAAAUAAUAAAGAAAACAGAGAUAACUAAGGUCAGGGCAUGACACUAGUCUGACUCUGAGCUGAUGAACAACUCUGUUGCUCUAUCACUGAUGUGCCAGAGAAGCGGUUGGUGAGCUGAAUUAGUUGAAUGAGUCCUACCUUGCUCCUACUGACCUGUGAGCCAUACAUUGUUAAUGAGCAGUAGGGCUACAUCUCAGUGUCAUUAAGUGUUUGACUUGGACUGAAAAGGGUGCCAGUACUGGUGUUACUGACCUGUGAGCCAUACAUUUAACAAUGUAGGGCUACAUCUCUGUGUCAUUAAGUGUUUGACUUGGACUGAAAUAGGUGCCAGUACUGGUGUUGGGUGCCGGUACUGUUUAUAUUUAGGUGCAGGAGCUCCACAAUACUUUUGAGCUAAUAUUCUAUGAAGAACUGGAGCUCAAGCAUUAGAACAUUUGUGGUGCCGGAGUACUGGUGAGCUCCUGUCUAAAUCAAGCACUGAGCGUCAAUAUUGUUUCACCUUUAUGUAAACUCAUAGGCUAUUUCCUAACGAAUAAUAGGUCAAUGUUACUGUUUGUGGUUGGACCUAGGCCUAUAUCUAUUCACUAUUCUUUGAAACCAUACAUUUAUUCAAGUUAAAUAGCUUCUCACAAGUGGGCAAGGCAUGAAAUAGAUAGCCUAGGGCUCGGCUAUAGGCUAAAAUACCAUGCACAGCAGGUGGAUUACCUCAUUGCCGCGGGGGGUGAUGGUAAACGACAAUUCAGCUCCCUCAUAUCGCCAUCAACACUCAGAGAGAAUGCUUCGUUGGAUGGCGGACAAAUUCAACCAUGGUUAGAUGGUUUGCGACCAUCAGAUCUGCAAUUUGUGCAUUCCGGUCGAUGAGUGCAGCCUACGAAGGAUGGCCACAACAUGGCAGAAAAUCCUACUGUUCUACCAAGGGGUGCUAGAUAAUGGAGACAAAAGAACUGACAGCUGGUUGCUGGUGUACUCACCUGUGCCAAUCACUUGCAUCUUCCUGUCCUACCUGCUCCUCAUAUGGGUGGGCCCCAAGCUGAUGGCUCAGAGACAGCCAGUCAACCUCAAGCCUGUGCUCAUCAUGUACAACUUUGCUAUGGUCUGCCUGUCUGCCUAUAUGUUCUAUGAGUUCACAGCGUCAUCCUGGUUGGCAAACUAUAGUAUAUUAUGUCAGCCUGUGGACUACAACACCAGCCCACUGGCAAUGCGGAUGGCCAAGGUCUGCUGGUGGUUCUACUUCUCCAAAGUCAUCGAGCUCAGUGAUACUCUUUUCUUCAUCCUGAGGAAGAAGAACAGUCAGCUGACGUUCCUGCAUGUCUACCACCACGGCACCAUGAUCUUCAACUGGUGGGCUGGGGUCAAAUACGUGGCAGGAGGCCAGUCCUUCCUUAUAGGCCUUAUCAACUCAUUGGUGCACGUGGUGAUGUAUCUAUACUAUGGGCUGGCAGCGAUGGGGCCUCACAUGCAGCAGUAUCUGUGGUGGAAGCGCUACCUCACUUCCCUGCAGCUGCUCCAGUUCUUCAUAGUGACCAUCCACACCAGCUACAACCUGUUCACUGACUGCGACUUCCCAGACUCCAUGAAUGCUGUGGUGUUUGCCUACUCCCUCAGCCUCAUCGUACUCUUCAGAAACUUCUACUAUCAGAGCUACCUCACCAAGAAGAGCAAACAGACAUGAGACACGGAUGUAGAGGCAAUUAUUACUUUUAUUAAAUUGAUCAUGUAUGUUUUUUAAAUAUUUAUUGACCCUUCACGUUUAAGUAAAGCAGGUCUCUAUCCACUGGACAUAAGCUUCUGUUUGUUUCUGUU